CGCAGCCACUGUUUACGCUUUUAUUGACACGUGCAAACACUUGCUGUGUGUUGACCAAUCAAAUCGUGUUUUGUUUUCUAUUUUGGGGACUGUUGGCUAUCUCCACGUUGGAAGGAACACGUUGGAAGCCUAAGGAAAUGAAUAAAACCGAUGCGCAACUUGAAGAUUCCUUAUGAGACAUUAACAGGCGAGAUCGACGCACACCAGCAAGAAUAUUACCGAGGAAGAACAUUUCCACUUUGGUGUCUUUUUUUCCUCCUGAGUCGUGUUACCGAGUAUUUCAGAGACAGUAUGGGUCUAAUGUUCUCCCGCCUGAUGAACCUGAUGCAGUCCGCUUUUAAGGACACGCCUGCCCGCAUCCUCAUGCUGGGGCUGGACGCCGCAGGUAAAACGACGAUCCUGUACAAGCUGAAGCUGAACGAAACCGUGACGACCAUCCCGACCAUCGGCUUCAACGUGGAGGAGGUGUGUCCCACCAAGUACGUGUCCUUCACCGUGUGGGACGUGGGCGGACAGGAGAAGAUCCGGCAGCUGUGGAGGCACUACUACCAAAACUCAGAAGGUCUGAUUUUCGUGGUGGACAGUGCGGACCGAGCCCGUCUUGAGGAGGCUCGCGAGGAGUUGUUCGGGAUCAUGGAGAGCCCAGAAUUCCCCCGUGGAACCCCGAUAGUAGUCAUCGCUAACAAGCAAGACUUGCCUAAUGCAGCGAGCUGUUCGGAGAUCGUGGAGAAACUGCACAUGAGGAAGCUGGUGGAGAACCAGUGGCACGUCCAGGGCGCAUGCGCAGUUACGGGUGACGGUGUGUAUGACGCCGUGGAACAUCUCGGCAGGAUGGUGAAGGACUACAGAAAGCAACACCCGCACUGAGCAUGCGCAGUGGGGACGGAGAACUGAACUGUGCGGGCACAGGGUAUUGAUGGCUGCUCAUCCUGAGCUCUGACGCUUGGGUAAACCAUUCCUUCUAGUCCAUUGUUUUGUCUCUGACAAAUGAAUCUAUGACACAGCUUUAAUACAUGGUAAACAGGGUGGAUCAUAGGUCAACGUGGGCCAAGAAUAACAUUGUGCAAGGCACUAUAUUACUGUAUAUAUGAACUUGAAUAUCCUUCACUCCUCUUCAUUGGAAAAACAGUUACCAAUAGCUAGUGAUUUAUACGAACAGCGUCACUGCACCUUCACGAUGACUACUUAGCGACUCAUUUACUCGUUAUUCAAAACGUUGGUGAUCACACGUAUGGCCAAAGGCAGUUUGCUAAUAGCAGAUUGAUGCAGUAUCAGCGUGGAUCGGUAGAGGGUACUUACUACAUAUGUCACUUGAGUGAGGUUUUAGUUCGGUAUUCUGUAGAGUCGUAUGCAACGUUUUGCACUUAACUGUAAAUAAUUUGAAUGUCGGAACGUCGGAAGAGAUGGUGUUCAGACGUACGUAUUUUGUGUUGGUCUGUUUUGUACACAUAUCUGUUUAUACAUUUACUUACUCAUGUGUAAAUUAAUGAUUAAAUGCAAUAACAAAAGUAAA
Branchiostoma floridae (Florida lancelet) is the source of this 1513-nucleotide messenger RNA. RefSeq names its product ADP-ribosylation factor-like. The transcript is spliced from 4 exons. Gene Ontology annotation, cellular component: cytoplasm; plasma membrane. The record is from RefSeq and is a predicted model, not a curated record. Gene Ontology annotation, biological process: intracellular protein transport; vesicle-mediated transport. Gene Ontology annotation, molecular function: GTPase activity; GTP binding. NCBI's taxonomy places the organism in Eukaryota, Metazoa, Chordata, Leptocardii, Amphioxiformes, Branchiostomatidae. The coding region runs from base 151 to 867 and encodes 238 amino acids.